Daucus carota subsp. sativus is the source of this 1168-nucleotide messenger RNA. RefSeq lists its product as uncharacterized. Bases 225 to 968 code for a protein of 247 amino acids. The transcript is spliced from 5 exons. NCBI's taxonomy places the organism in Eukaryota, Viridiplantae, Streptophyta, Magnoliopsida, Apiales, Apiaceae. The record is from RefSeq and is a predicted model, not a curated record.
CCUACACUAACUGUCAGGCUGUUAAUCAUCUUCUGAGAUUCAGUUUAAGGUCCUUUGUUUUGUUCUUCAGAAAAGGCUAUAGUAGGCAGAAACUCUUGUUAGAAGAAGAAAUCUCUGGUAAUCCAGACAGCACACAUAAUCUUCCCUGUGCUGUCCAUUUGUCCAUUCUGUGUUGCCAUAUAUUCACUGUAUCCAUUGUGAUAUUCCUUAAGCACAAUUAUAACAUGCAGAUUUUCAAGUGGCUCCUCAAGAUAGUAGAAGAACCACAAAGAGAAAGAGUUUCCACCACUCCGACUAACAAAAAGAAAAAUUGUGUUGCUCAAUCCGAAGUUGUUCCAAGUAAUUAUUUUAGGAGCAACCAGAGCCAGAAGACUGUAAGUUUCAAGAUAAUCAGUUCAUGCAAGAACUUUGACAGUUACAGAGAAACUAGCUUUUAUAGCACUCUCAAUCUACAGAGGAUCUACACCAUGAAGAUAAAGAGAGAAAAUAUAGCUAGAGGACUAGGCAUUAGUUUCAACAAAGGGGUAGAUUCCACGGGGUCUCAUGUCCGAAAUACUAAGGUUUUGCCUAUCUCUGAUUCUGCAAUUGCAUUAUCAUCCGCUCAAUAUUGUACAAAUUACGAAAAAGGUGCUCAGAAAGCUAAGCCUGACAAAACAAAGGCACCGUCUAAAGUGAAGGAGAUUCUGAGAUGGGUUGCUGCUGCAAAGACUGAAAUGAGAGGGAAAUGUACAAGUUGCAAGGUUCUGCAUUUCAGAAACAAGGCAACACUGAAAGCAAUUCCAGAUGAUGAAUUAAACAACGAGUCUCCAAAAAUUAGUUUCAGGUGGGAUGCGGAGAUCAGUUCCAACGUAUCUUCCUCUGUUAACUCCGCUGUUUCAGUGUCUUCUUCGAUUAGGAUUCCUGACCAAAUUAGUAAACCAGGAAGCUGGAUCACAACAGAUUCUGAAUAUGUGGUGCUCGAGCUAUAAAGAAAGAUCUUGAAGGGGGUCUCAGUUUGUAGAAUGUGGCAAUUGUUUAUCUAGCCUGUGUACUAAAGCUGUUGGUGUUUUGUAAUUUUUAACUACUGUCCAUUAUGAAAAGCCAGCCAUGAAAGUCAUGUGCAUUUUUCUAUAAUUAAGAGAAGUUCAUGUGCCUUUAUGUUCUCAGCAGAUUAAUGAUUCAACUAUUA